AUUGAACUGUGCACAAUAGACUUGUUCGUACUUAGUUAAAAAAUACAUUAUGUAUUGCCGGUGGUGGUAGUUUCAUGACAAGUGCAAAUCAUACGGCUUGCACAAUAUAGCCUUAGCUUAGUAUUCGUUUGAAUUACUGUCGCCUGUGUUUAUAACAGCAGCAUUGUGAAAUGUAUGUUCUGGGCACUGUGGUUGCAUCCUUGGUUUGUUUUCUGCUUUUGAAAUGGACAAAGAAGAGACGAUUCUGCCUCGAUACAAAAAGACUACAUGGCAAGACAGUACUUAUCACAGGAGGACAUUGUGGGAUUGGGAAGGAGACCGCGAUCGGUCUGGCUGUGAGAGGAGCCCGGGUGAUUAUUGCCUGUCGAGACGCUGGGAAAGCCGAAGAGGCUGUGAGGGAGAUUAGGAGAGUGAGCUGCAGCAUGAACGUGCAGCACAUGGAGCUGGACCUGGCGAACCUGCAGUCCAUCCGAGACUUCAGUGAGGCACUGCUGAAGAGAGAGAAGCGGCUGGAUGUGUUGAUCAAUAACGCUGGAAUGCCAUGUGUCCUGGACUGGACAGACGAUGGCUUCAGCAUGUGUUUUGGCUUCAACCACCUGGGUCACUUUCUGCUCACCAAUCUCCUGUUGGGCCGCUUGAAGGAGUCGGCCCCGAGCCGUGUCAUCAGCCUCACCUCCUCUAUGUACAAGUACCAGAAACUGGACUUCCAGGACCUGAACUACAACAUCGUGCCUUUCUUCACCUACUGCCGCAGCAAGCUGGCCAACAUCUACUUCACUCAGGAACUGGCCAGGAUGAUGGAAGGGAAAGGAGUGACUGCAUAUUCUGUACACCCAGGGUUUGUUCACAGUAACUGGACGUCCCACUUCUCCACAGUGUUCCGCAUGCUCCUCUGGUUGGUCAUGGUCUUGUUUUCCGUGCCCUGUGAAGCUGCUGCUCAGACUGUCAUUCAUUGUGCUGUAGCAGAUGAAGUCCUACAGCACAACGGAAAGUUUUUUUUCGACUGCCAGCCCGCCAAACUCCACCCCUUCGCGGAGGAUGAGGGGGCUGCUAAAAAACUGUGGGAAGCAAGUGAGAGGAUGGUAAACCUCACCUGACAGAACCGCGGUUUGAUUUGGUGACUGAUGAUUAAAGAUUGGAGUUCAAACCACUGAAGUCAAUGGGACAUGGUCUUAAGUGAAUAACUACCUGGGUUUCAUUGCCAUCAGUGGUUUACACUCACGGGAAACGCACAGGUUGGAACGCUUCAUUCUGUUAAACUGCAGUUUAAAUUUACUUGAAUGUUCCUGUGCUGACGCAGAUCAAAGUGAAAAUGAAUGCACUGGGUUUGCUAAAGCCUGGAUGAAUGUAGAGGAGUCCCAGCUCGGAGUCUGCAUUUCUUAUUGAUUCUCAGCCUGGAUGAAUGUAGAGGAGUCCCGGCUCGGAGUCUGCAUUUCUUAUUGAUUCUCAGCCUGGAUGAAUGUAGAGGAGUCCCGGCUCGGAGUCUGCAUUUCUUAUUGAUUCUCAGCCUGGAUGAAUGUAGAGGAGUCCCGGCUCGGAGUCUGCAUUUCUUAUUGAUUCUCGGCCUGGAUGAAUGUAGAGGAGUCCCGGCUCGGAGUCUGCAUUUCUUAUUGAUUCUCGGCCUGGAUGAAUGUAGAGGAGUCCCGGCUCGGAGUCUGCAUUUCUUAUUGAUUCUCGGCCUGGAUGAAUGUAGAGGAGUCCCGGCUCGGAGUCUGCAUUUCUUAUUGAUUCUCAGCCUGAAUGAAUGUAGAGGAGUCCCAGCUCGGAGUCUGCAUUACUUAUUGAUUCUCAGCCUGGAUGAAUGUAGAGGAGUCCCAGCUCGGAGUCUGCAUUUCUUAUUGAUUCUCAUGCUGUAAAGUUCUUGUUCUUUACACUAAAAUGCAAAUGAACUAUUCCAGCCUGUAGCAAUACUGUUUAAUGUAUUUCUGGACUGUUCCUGCUGUAUAACAAUAGCAGAGUGAGUUUUUGGCGUGGGUACAGUAUGAUACAUUACUGUAGGAGGGGGUCCUGCACCACAGUAAGACAUUCUCAGGUUAUUUACAACCCACCAGAAUGUACUGUAAUUGAAUCUAUAUUGCAGUAUGACCUCUGUGCUCUUUAUAAUAGUGUCCGUGUCUCUUCUCCUAUAGUAUUCCUUACUUGAAUGAGUGGCUGUUCUGCUACAGUAUUCCUUGCUUGCAAAUCCACAGUGUCUCAGAUAUAGCACCAACUUUGUAUUUUGUUACAGAUAAACUACCAAAAAAGAAAUUGCUAACUACAGCUGCAGUGGGAUCCAUAUAUAAUGUACAUUCGAAUGCAUGUGAAGUGAAAAUGUUUUAAAAUGCCAGUAUAUGUUGUGAGUUAUGCAUUAUUCUCUUUUUAUUUUUGUUAUUUUAUAUAAUUCUAUGUAUAAGCGCACACAAUAUGACUUGCAUGAAAUAAAAAAUAUAUUUCUCAGGUUUAAAACUGA
Messenger RNA from Acipenser ruthenus (sterlet), 2449 nucleotides. Its product is annotated as retinol dehydrogenase 14-like. Lineage: Eukaryota; Metazoa; Chordata; Actinopteri; Acipenseriformes; Acipenseridae. The transcript is spliced from 4 exons. The record is from RefSeq and is a predicted model, not a curated record. The coding region runs from base 171 to 1097 and encodes 308 amino acids.